GUUGUGCUUCCCGACAGGUGACCGCGGCUGCAACGCGGGGACCCACGGGCGCCGGCUGGGGCGUCUCCCGGCGCGGGGUGGGAGAUGAAGCUUCUGAAGCCGUGGUGGUCGGCGGGUGGCGGCCUCCUGCACCUCACCUUCCUGCUGAGCUUGGCGGGGCUCCGCGUGGAUCUGGACCUCUACCUGCUGUUGUCGCCGCCCGCCCUGCUCCGAGAUGAGCUGCUCCUGGGCUGCCCGCCCCGCCCCGCCUACGCGCUCAGCCCCUUCCCCGCUUCGGGGGGCUGGGGGCGCGCCGGCCAGCUGCACCCCAAGGGCGAGGAGCCGGACCCCACGGCGCAGCUUGAGAGCCACCUGCUCCGCGAGGUGCGCGCGCUCGGAGUCCCCUUCAUCCCCCGCACCCGAGUGGAUGCGUGGCUGGUGCACAGCGUGGCCGCUGGGGACGCGGACCGUGGGCUGGUCGGCGCCAGUGUGGACGGCGGCAGCCAAACGGCGCCCGGUGGCGGCGGGGACCCUCGAGGGGCUCGCAGUAGCCCUUUGGCCGGCGCCGAGGAGGAGGAGGAGGCAGCGGCGGAACCGACGGCGCAGGUGCCGGACGCGGGCGGACGCGCGAGCCAGGAGAAUGAGGUACUGAGAGAUAAGAGUGAAGCUGUGGAUCAUAGUUCCCAACAUGAGGAAAGGGUGUCAGCCCAGAAGGGGAAAUUCUUGCCGCAGAGUAAUGAAGAUGAAAACCGAAUAGCAAAUGAACCUGACCAGGAGGCAGAAAAAACCACUGAAUCUAGAAAUGAGAGACAUUUAAAUUGGACAGAUAUAUCCUUCUCUCUGGAAGACUUUUUUCAGCUGCUUUCAUCACAGCAUGACUGUUCCCUGGAGGGAAACUCAUUGGAAGAUAUCCCACCUUUUCCAGGUAGUGUCAAUGAUGGCAUGAAUUCUUCAGCAUAUGAUUGUAGUGUAAAUCUUAGCCAGGCUAUAAGUCAUGAUGUGAAUCUUCAUGAAGCCCUGUUGCUGUGUUCCAACAACACAUUUAGAAGAGAUCCAGUAGUAAGAACUUCACAAGCUCAAGAACCAUUUCUGCAGUUGAAUUCUCAUACCAAUCCUGAGCAAGCCCUUCCUGAAACUAGUUUGACAGGGUAUCUUCCACCUGUUGACAAUCUGAUGCGGACUGCAGUAAGCCAAGACCUCCUCUAUGACCUUGAUGCAAACAUACUUGAUGAAAUAAACUUAAUGUCUUUGGCCACAGAGGAAGGUUUUGAUCCACUGGAAGUUUCUCAGCUUUUUGAAGAACCAGAUUCUGAUUCUGGCCUUUCCUUGAAUUCAAGUCACAAUAGCACAUCUAGCACAAAGUGUAACUCUUCUCACUAUAUGUAUGAUGGUGCUACAGGUCAUAGUAGUGAGCUUGAAUCUCUUUCCCGUCAUGAUUUAGAAGGGGCUGUAGGCGGCUACCCAGAACCCAGUGGUAAAUUUUGUCAUGUGGAUCAUAGGAACGCAUCUAAUUUUCAAGGGGAUCUUGAUUUUCAACACAUAUUUCAUAACCAUACUUACCACUUACGGCCAAAUGCACCAGAAGAACCCACUUCUGAAUCUUUUUCAUGGCCUAGAAAGUCACAGAAAAGGAGUAGGAAUCUGGAUGACACAGGCAGAAAUCUGAGCCGUGAUGAACGGCGGGCUAAAGCUCUACAUAUUCCUUUUUCUGUAGAUGAAAUUGUCCGCAUGCCAGUUGACUCUUUCAACAACAUGUUAAGCAGGUAUUACCUGACAGACUUACAAGUCUCACUCAUCCGUGAUAUCAGACGAAGAGGGAAAAAUAAAGUCGCUGCUCAGAACUGCCGUAAACGCAAAUUGGACAUCAUUUUGAAUCUAGAAAAUGACAUAUGUAACUUGCAGGCAAAGAAGGAAACCCUUAAAAGAGAACGAGCUCAAUGUAAUAAAGCUAUUGACCUAAUGAAACAGAAACUGCAUAACCUUUAUCAUGAUGUUUUUAGCCAGUUAAGGGAUGACCAAGGAAGGCCAGUCAACCCAAACCACUAUGCACUUCAAUGCAGUCAUGAUGGAACUGUUUUGAUCGUACCUAAAGAACUAGUGAUGUCAGGCCACAAAAAGGAAGUCCAAAAGGGAAAAAGAAAGAGUGAGAGAAGAAACUGAAGUUAUACUCCAUUUAUGUGGAGAAUGUCCUAAAAUUCAUUCCUUGUACCACAAACCAUUGAAACGGUUUCAAAGUUUAAUUCUUAUGAUUAGGACUCUUAACUGUUCUAUCUUGGUAUUUUAUUCAAGUGUUGUAUUUCUGAUCACUACUACUUGAAAUCAGGUUAAGAACACUUCUGAAGUUGAGGGGAAGGGAAGUCCUGUAUUAUGUGCAAGACCCAUAAACAGUGGUAUUUAAUUUGGAAACCAGUAGAAAUUUCUAGUCACUUCAAUGGCAGUAAGUAGGAUGGUCCUUCAGUAAAAGCAAAUGGGAGGGGUAUCUAAUUAUUUAAGAAAUGCACAGUAGCUUUAACAUCAUUUGUUAGCUAUUUUAAUUUUUGUGAUACUUAACUUGUAAAAAAACGAGCUUUUAUAUUUGAAAUUAAAAAGAAUCUUCCUUUUAUACAGAAAUUCCAAGUCCAAAGUUUUUUUCCCUUCAAAAUACCCACAUUCAGUAGAAUAUCUAGAAAACAUAGUAGCAGGGUAAUUUUAAAUUCAUACAAAUUAAUCAGACUCAAAUUGGGAUCAACAUAAUAUGCCAAAUACAGAGCUUUAAAAUACUGAGUACAUCAGACAUUAAUGCCUGAAAGCAAAGACCUGUAAGUUACUGGGAGUUUAGGCCAGUCUUAUAGCCUAUAUCUGCCUUUGGAGACAUACAUAUUAAGAAACCCAGAGUCCCUGACAACAGUAAAACCAACCUAAAUUUCUUGGAAGCACUGGAGUUUGAACUAGGCAUUUUUGCAUUUGCUAGGCAGGUGCUCUACUAUUUAAACCUCAAGUGUGGCUCCUAAAAUACUUUGAUCUCACCCAAACUGUUGUGCCAUAAAAAAAUAAGCCAUGAAAACAAACAGCAGUAAAUGGAUUAGUAAAGAACCAGAAGUAUUAAAAGGCUUUUAAAUGGGCAAAAGUAGCAUAAGAAAAACAGGUGGACUUGGAAAAUAAAAUAAUCCUGCAGUGAAUGAGAUGAAAAUUCCACUUAAUGAGUCACUUGGACAGGAGGCAGUAUUAUGAAGUUAGAUUAUAACCCAGAUUGUUUUAGGAUCAAGAUUUUAACAUGUACACUAAAUACUUUAUAGCAAUGUUACCAGAAACAAGAUUGUUGUGCUAUUUCUGCCAUAAAAAUCAGUCUUCCAAGGUGGAAUAUCACAAAGCCAUACCUUGUGGUUUACAGAAAUAGUGCUUAUGCUUUUUUUUUUUUUAAACAUUUCUCCCAUUCUUAAGGCACUUCUUUCAAGCCUACAAUUUGCCAUCAAAUGCUUCUAGAUACAAACAUCACCCUUCAAAUAGUUUUGCUCAAUGAUCUACAUAGUUCAGUCUGACAGGUUGCUUUCCUCAAGCACCAU
Molecule: messenger RNA, 3521 nt
Organism: Castor canadensis (American beaver)
Lineage: Eukaryota; Metazoa; Chordata; Mammalia; Rodentia; Castoridae
Gene: Nfe2l3
Product: NFE2 like bZIP transcription factor 3
Biological process (GO): regulation of transcription by RNA polymerase II
Cellular component (GO): nucleus
Molecular function (GO): RNA polymerase II cis-regulatory region sequence-specific DNA binding; DNA-binding transcription factor activity, RNA polymerase II-specific
Source: RefSeq, a predicted model, not a curated record